ACGUUUUACGUAAUACACUAAAAUAUUUGAUGGUUACAGUUUAUAGUUCCUUAUCGCGAUUCUUAUAUGUUGCAAGAAAUGUUUGAGAACCACUGAGAAAGCACGAGGAUCGUUGUAUUUCAUCAUUUACCAAUUUUCGUGAAAUUGAGAAUUAUGGCAUCGUUCAUGGUACCGGUUGCAGCGAGAUUUACUCGUGUCACGAUUGAUAGUUUGCACAAUUUAAAUAAAAACAUUUUACUUAGGUUAACUCAACCAUCACAAGUUUCUUGGCAAAGGCAAGAGUAUAGUACUAUUACAGAAGAGCAACAAUCAGAAAGGGGAGAACCACAAUCUUCACAAUUGGAACUUACAGAAACUGAAAAGAAAUUGAAAGCAGAUAUUGAUCUCAUUAAUAAGGAAUUAUUGGAUCUUAAAGCUCAUAAAAAUGAAUUAGAAGAUAAAUACAAACGAGCGCUUGCUGAUGGAGAAAAUCUUAGAACUAGACUAACUAGACAAAUUGAAGAUGCAAAAAUAUUUGGCAUCCAAGGAUUUUGUAAGGAUCUCUUAGAAGUAGCUGAUAUUUUAGGCAAGGCUACAGAAAGUGUACCAAAGGAUGAACUUACAGAAAAAAAUCCACAUUUAAAAACAUUAUAUGAAGGUUUAAAGAUGACAGAGGCACAGUUACAUAAAGUAUUUAAAAAACAUGGUUUAAUAUCACUAAAUCCACUGAAUGAAAAGUUUGAUCCUAAUCAACAUGAAGCACUAUUUCAACAGGAAGUUGAAGGCAAAGAACCAGGAACAAUAGUAGUUGUAUCUAAAUUGGGCUAUAAAUUACAUGAACGAGUAGUAAGACCAGCAUUAGUUGGUGUUGCCAAAGGAUAAUUCAUGAUUGUUAAUUAAAUGGAAAUUAGAUAUAAUCUCAUAAGAGCGAUCCGUGAAUAAAGUGUUGGCACGUAUAUAUUGUAAUUAAAAUUGAAAUGUAACACAUCAAAACAUGAAUGUCAUACAACUGAUAUAAAAAAAAACUGGAACUAAUUUUAUGAAAAAUAAACUUGUUCUUAUUCUGUUAGAUUUAA
Molecule: messenger RNA, 1055 nt
Organism: Bombus huntii
Lineage: Eukaryota; Metazoa; Arthropoda; Insecta; Hymenoptera; Apidae
Gene: Roe1
Product: grpE protein homolog, mitochondrial
Exons: 4
Coding region: 154-861 (235 amino acids)
Biological process (GO): protein folding; protein import into mitochondrial matrix
Cellular component (GO): PAM complex, Tim23 associated import motor
Molecular function (GO): protein homodimerization activity; adenyl-nucleotide exchange factor activity; protein-folding chaperone binding
Source: RefSeq, a predicted model, not a curated record